Molecule: messenger RNA, 1163 nt
Organism: Puntigrus tetrazona (Sumatra barb)
Lineage: Eukaryota; Metazoa; Chordata; Actinopteri; Cypriniformes; Cyprinidae
Product: gastrula zinc finger protein XlCGF49.1
Exons: 3
Coding region: 247-909 (220 amino acids)
Cellular component (GO): nucleus
Source: RefSeq, a predicted model, not a curated record
GGCGGGUUUGGCGUGACGUCAUCAGCACUGCGCCUGCCUUCUCCUGUGUCAGCUGGAUAAAGGUGUGUGUUUUUCAGGGGUUCAGCUGCAUAAAACGAUACCGAGCGCUGAGUUUUCUCUACGCCGUUCACUCCAAAAAUACAACAACGCCACCGAAACCGUUUUCCUGCAGUAAUGUGAAACGAAAGCCGGCCGUUAUCGACUAUAAUCACGAUACAUACGUGAAGCGUCGCGGGCUCUGAGAAGAUGGAGUUUAUUAAGGUGGAGGUGGUGGAUGUGACUGAUCUGGAGCCGCUGCGAGUCAAAGAAGAAGCCCCGGAUCAAACAGACCUGACCGAAGAGGAAGAGGAGGAUCCUCACAGCUUCACCGCCAGAGACGCUUCACAGACGCGCAAGGACUCCGGAGGGAAGAAGUGCUUCUCCUGCCCUCACUGCGGGAAGAGCUACCGGCGUAAAGGAGACCUGAAGGAGCACAUGGGCGUCCACAGCGAGCGGCCCUACGCCUGCCUGCAGUGCGGCAAGAGCUACACGCAGAAGAUCAACCUCCAGAACCACCUGCUCAUCCACAACGGAGAGAAGCCCUUCACCUGCCAGCAGUGCGACAAGAGCUUCACGCGCAAAGGAGACCUGAAGAAGCACAUCAUCGUCCACUUCGGCGAGCGGCCCUUCACCUGCCAGCAGUGCGGGAACAACUUCAGACACCAGGGCAACCUCACCAGCCACAUGAAGAUCCACACCGGAGAGAAAUCCCAGCGCAACUACAGCGACAAGAAACUGGCGCAGGUCUGCAACUACAAGAAACCGGUGCUGUACCACGCCGGAGACAUGCCCUUCAAAUGUGACCCCUGCGGCCAGAGGUUCAUCCUGUCCUCGCACCUGAAGAGACACCAGAAGUGGCACUCGCACUAGAGAGAGAGACCUCGAGCACCUCGGCCAAUCAGACUGUGUGUGUGUGUGUGUGUGUGUGUGUGUUAUCAGCCCGUAACCCGUUCUUGAGUUCAGAGGCGAAAGCAUCGUUUAGUCGUUCUCAGCUCUACUGAUUAAUCACAUCCACAAUAAAAGCAUUUGUGUGUGUGUGUGUGUGUUUAUCAUGUAGAUGUAAAGACACACACAUGCAUGUAGAUAUUUUUUAAUCAUUUGACGGCACUAAUAUAUAAUCACAU